This is a messenger RNA of Centropristis striata (black sea bass), 971 nucleotides long. Its product is annotated as pro-opiomelanocortin-like. The record is from RefSeq and is a predicted model, not a curated record. Gene Ontology annotation, biological process: neuropeptide signaling pathway. Gene Ontology annotation, cellular component: extracellular region. The transcript has 2 exons. Bases 122 to 826 code for a protein of 234 amino acids. Gene Ontology annotation, molecular function: neuropeptide hormone activity. NCBI's taxonomy places the organism in Eukaryota, Metazoa, Chordata, Actinopteri, Perciformes, Serranidae.
CAAGACUGAUAGUGAUUAUUUGAGCCUGUUGGGACUGCCUUUAAAGAGGUCCCAGGCAGUGGCAAUGCUUUGUUUUCACUCAUAGGCUCACUUGUGUUUCUGUCCUCGCACCAGGCUGAAGAUGGUGUGUCCUUGUUGGUUGAUGGUGGUGGUGAUGGCGUACGUGUGCGUCCCCGGGCUUGGGUCGGUGUGCUGGGAGAGCUCUAUCUGCAACGACCUGAGGAACAAGGGAAGGUUACAGGACUGCCUUGACCUCUGCAUGUCUGUGAUCCGGGCAGAGUUCCCACAGCUCAGUGCAUUGGCCCUGAAGGUUAACGAUGAUGACGACCUCUUACUCAGCAUCAUUCUGGCCAACAUGGUGUCUGAAAACAAGAUAUCAGAGUCGGAUCUGAGAGCACACAUCAACCAGAGACGCUCCUAUUCGAUGGAGCAUUUCCGCUGGGGCAAACCCCCCGGCCGCAAGCGUCGGCCUGUGAAGGUUUUUGUCUCUUCUCUGGAGGGAGGAGGCUCGUCUGAGGGCAGUUUUGCCGCUCAGGCUCGCAGGCAGCUGUCCAUUCACGAGAACGAGGUAAAGAGGGAGCUGAAGGUAGGAAGUGAAAGCCAGGGAUUACCAAAGGCCAGAGUCAGCUCUAAGGCACAUGCCCCGUUGAGCCCGCAGGAGAGGAAAGAUGGAACCUACCGGAUGAGUCACUUCAGAUGGGGGAGCCCACCUGCCUCUAAACGUAAUGGCAACUUUAUGAAACAGUGGGAGGAGAAACCACAGGGGCAGCUGGCCAAGCUCUUCAGGAACAGUAUAUUCAAGGAGGUGCAGAGGAUAAUGGGCUGAGAGGAGAACAGUCAUUGCAUGUUAGUACCCACAGGUCUUAACUUUAAAUUACAAACAAUUUUCACAAUCAUUAGCAUGUUGUUGAAUGUAUUUUCUGAGCCAAAGCUUUGUUUCAUUAACGCCUUAGCUGAAGAUAAGAAAGGCU